AUGAUUCAUUCAGUUCUGAUAUUCAACAAGAAGGCGCAACCCAGAUUAGUCAAGUUUUACACCCCCGUCGAGCUGCCUCAGCAGAAGCUUCUGAUAGAACAGGUCUACGAUUUGAUAUCUCAUCGUAACAGUGAAUUUCAAAGUUCUUUCCUGACAACUCCACCCUCGCUGCUCCGUUCAGACUCUGAUGAUCUUGCAGAUGAUCAGGGCAUACAGGUUAUCUACAAAAACUAUGCGACUCUGUACUUCACGUUUAUAGUGGACGAUCAGGAGUCUGAACUCGCCAUUCUGGACCUAAUCCAGACAUUUGUGGAGUCACUCGACCGCUGCUUCACGGAAGUCAACGAACUGGACCUAAUAUUCAACUGGCAAACUCUCGAGAGCGUGCUAGAGGAGAUAAUUCAAGGUGGGAUGGUCAUCGAAACUAGCGUGCCCAAAAUCGUAGCUGCUGUCGACCAGCUCAACAGAAGCUCUAACACGGAGAGCAGAGUGGCCCGAUUCUCGGGAGCAGGAAUAGGGAACGCCCUGCAAGCGUUCGCGCAAACGGGGUUCUCUACUUGGGCCUCAAGCCAAUGA
Messenger RNA from Lachancea meyersii CBS 8951, 576 nucleotides. Lineage: Eukaryota; Fungi; Ascomycota; Saccharomycetes; Saccharomycetales; Saccharomycetaceae. The record is from the annotation of a GenBank genome assembly.